Molecule: messenger RNA, 1708 nt
Organism: Closterium sp. NIES-67
Lineage: Eukaryota; Viridiplantae; Streptophyta; Zygnematophyceae; Desmidiales; Closteriaceae
Source: the annotation of a GenBank genome assembly
AGUAUCUUGUGCAUGGAGCGUGUGGGCUGGGCGCCCGAGGCGCUGAAGGCGCUGGCGGACCUCCUCGCGUUUCACGUGGCCACGGCCGCGGCGCUCAACGCGGCGGCCAUCGCGGCGCAGUACGCGGAGGUUCCUGGCAACCUGACGACGCUGAACGGGCAGGGGCUGUGGAUUAACUACAACGCGAGCGAGAAGGCCGCGCUGCUCAACGCAUACUCGCCGGGGCAGCGCGCGCUGAUCAGCGAAGGCGUCAGCGUCGGCUAUGACGGAACCGUCUACUACCCGAACGGCACCGUCCUCGCCGCUAACGGAACUGUCAUCUUUGACAGCGCGACGAGCCCGAUAUCGGUGGACUCCGACGGAAACGUCUACUACGCCAACGGCACCAUCGUGAGCGCUAACGGAACGGUUGUUUCUAACGGCACCGCCCCCUACCCUGGUCAAACCGUCGACGACUACCCUCCCGACAUGACUAGCGAGGCAUGGGUGGACUCCGACGGGAACGUCCUCUACACGAACGGCACUGUGGUUAACGCUAACGGAACAGUCGUUUCUAACGGCACGCUGGAACCGUCCCUGGUCGAUCCCGUCCCCGCUGAACUGCCCCCCCUCCCCCCGGUGGACCCCAUUCCGGUGGACAUGGGGGGCGGGAUGGGGAGAAUGUGGGGAGGCGGAAUGGGGGGCGGAGCGGGAUGGGGGGCGGGCAUGGGGGGCCAGUGGGGCAACUGGAGCGCGGAGGCGCAGCAGCAGUGGUGGGGGAAGGUGGAGGCGUGGCUGGCGCAGGCCGUGCCCGGGCUGAACGUGAGCGCCGACGACUACCUCGCCUGGCUCAACGGGUCCUCGUACGGCUGGGCGGCAGGCUCCGGCAGCAUGUGGAAGCAGGCCGGCAGCGACAUGAACGUGGCGCGGGUGGUGCGGGCCGACCUGAUGGACAGCGCUGGGGUGGUGGUGCAUGGCGUGGAUGGGGUGCUCUUCCCGCACUUCAGGGACCUGCCUGUGUUCGACAAAGGGAAGGGGGGAGGGGUGCCCAUUUCAACACCCAUGCCUGUGCCUAUGCCCAUUAGCGUUCCGAUUAUGGCUCCCAAUGGGUCAGUUAGUGACGGUGGCAAUGGCACCACGAGUGGCACUGGCGCUGGUGCUACCAAUGGUACUGCCGAUGGGGCGCUUUCUGACCAAGAAGCAGGUGGUGCUGCUGGCAGUGCAGGCGUCACUGCUGGUGGCGGAGCAAGCAACACUAGCAGCAGCAGCAGCAGCAGCAGUGGCAGCAGUGCGGACAGUUCGGGGAAGAGCACACCGGGUGGGACUUCAGCUGCGGCUGCUGGGUCACCGCCUCCCAGUGGAUCCCAGGACAAGGCUGGCGCUGCUGGGUUGUCAGCAGCCUCGCUCACUACCGCCUCCUUAGUGGUUAUGGCCUUCUCGUUGGUUGCUCUCUUGUAGGGAAGACUCCACUUUGCCCAGGUUUGAACUUACAGCCUACCGUAGAAAAAUGGGUGAGGCUGGUACAAUAACUACGAGAGCUAGAAACCCGAAAUCCAAGCGAAUCAUCAAUAAAGCUCUUGCCAAGAAUUUCAUAUCGCGCUACUCCUGCUGCUCCGUCUACCCCCAGGCGCAAAACCCCCGCAGCCUUUUGUUGCGUUGAUAAUAGCCCUAGGAUCUUUUCAGAAUGCUAAGUCCUUGUAACAGAGUGCUUGAUUGUCAACUCAUACAU